AAUACACUACCAAACUCGUCAAUCCUGCUCUACAGCUCUACAGCUCUACAAGGCGACAACACGAGCGGCAUAUUCUAGAACGCCUUCCUGUCUCCAAACAGCCCCUGAGCGCAGCAGUCGAUAUUCAUGAACACCAACACCUCCCAGGCAACGAGAGUACGCUUAAGAACAUACACCCAUUACAGAUGAAUCAUGAUUGCUGGUUGCCGGUCUUCAAUCAUCGCUGAUGUGUAUGUCCGGGCAAGUUGUGCCUGGCGCUGAGGAAGAAAUUGAAAGCUGUACAAGGGGAGCGUCAUGCAGCAAGGAGAGGGACUACCGGAGAACGAUACCAUUCUGUAGAAUCGGGCUUCGAGAUCCUUUUCAAGCAUUCUGCAAUCUCAGCUGCCAUGCGCAUGCCUCCAUACAGAUUCAUGAAGACCGUCGGUUGUGGUGACGCGUCAAUACAAGCACAUCAUCUGAGUUUACUGCUCGCCGUUGUAUCGCACCCGCUGAGUCCAACUUUGUCGCUGGACACCGAGGACCGCGUAGAUCGUGAUCUUUGGCCUCAAUCAGCGCAUCUGGCGCUCAUGAAAAACGCAGCUGGUAAAGCCAUAAUUAUGUGAACGCCUUGAAUAUCGACCAAAGCUCGACCAUGGUUGAUGUGCCUGACAGUGUUGGCGAAGGAAGGGGAUCAUAAUAGGAAUGGAUUGUGAGCAAAGCUAGAGCGAUGCAAGUUCUCGUGAAGUAGAACGUUUUGGGAGUGCCGGUAUGUGCUUCGGCUCUGCACCAGGGGUGCCGAUAUCAGGCAAUGUCAACAUUCGAUCUGCUCCUGAUGUCCGUAGACCAUUUAUGAAA
Dissoconium aciculare CBS 342.82 is the source of this 834-nucleotide messenger RNA. RefSeq lists its product as uncharacterized. The record is from RefSeq and is a predicted model, not a curated record. Lineage: Eukaryota; Fungi; Ascomycota; Dothideomycetes; Mycosphaerellales; Dissoconiaceae. Bases 387 to 602 code for a protein of 71 amino acids. The transcript is spliced from 2 exons.